Molecule: messenger RNA, 1662 nt
Organism: Rhizoctonia solani
Lineage: Eukaryota; Fungi; Basidiomycota; Agaricomycetes; Cantharellales; Ceratobasidiaceae
Product: phosphoribosylaminoimidazole carboxylase
Exons: 5
Coding region: 1-1662 (553 amino acids)
Biological process (GO): 'de novo' IMP biosynthetic process
Molecular function (GO): phosphoribosylaminoimidazole carboxylase activity; metal ion binding; ATP binding
Source: RefSeq, a predicted model, not a curated record
AUGAACACGAAGCGCGUUGGAGUCCUCGGCGGUGGCCAACUCGGUCGUAUGCUGGCGGCCUCGGCUUCACUACUGAAUGUCGAAGUGCUAUUUCUAGACGUUGGAACACAAGCACCAGCCAAGCAAGUCCUAGCAUCCACCGAACACGUUGACGGAUCCUUCUCCGAUUCGGCCAAAAUUCGCGAACUCGCAUCCAAAGUCGACGUUCUCACCGUUGAAAUCGAGCAUGUCAACGUCGAGAUUUUAGAAUUGAUCGAACGUGAAGGCAAGGUUUCGGUUCAGCCUACGCCUGCUACGAUCCGGACUAUCCAGGAUAAAUAUGUUCAGAAACAACACCUGGUUUCUCAUAAUGUACGUGUGGCCGAAUCGGUGCCUGUUGCAUCAACAGUAGAGGCCAUUCAAGAUGCUGGACGAAUGAUGGGAUAUCCGCUCAUGCUCAAGUCACGUACGCUCGCAUACGAUGGCCGAGGAAACUUUGUUGCCGUUAUAUGCGGAGCGCUGGGCCCAUUUACCAAUGAAUUGGCGGUAAUGGUCGUUCGUGGACUGGGCGGAGAAGUCAAAUCGUAUCCAGUUGUGGAAACUGUCCACAAGAAUAACAUAUGUCAUCUGGUGUUUGCGCCUGCGAGGGAGAACACCAAAGUCAUACAGGCAGCUAGGAAAUUGGCUGAAGAUGCGGUACGGACCUUUACAGGCGCGGGUGUAUUUGGUGUGGAGAUGUUCUUGAUGCCAGACGGUGCGCUGAUGGUCAAUGAAAUUGCUCCCAGACCACACAAUUCGGGGCAUUACACCAUUGAGGGUUGCUACUCAUCCCAGUACGAUAAUCAUCUUCGCGCAAUUCUAUCACUCCCUCUUGGUGAUACAGAGCUCAAAGUCCCGUCGGCAAUCAUGCUCAAUCUCAUUGGCCAAACUGACCAAGGGGAUGAAAUCGGUCGGGUUGCCCGAGCCGCACUCGAGGUGCCUGGUGCAUCUACUCACCUAUACGGGAAGGCAGCAUGUCGUCCAGGCCGCAAGAUGGGGCACAUAACCCUUGUGGGACCUUCUGAUGCACAGACUCGGCGCAAUUUACGUGGUCUACUGGAAGUAAUGGGCGAGCCUAUUGACCAAGUCAACUUGUAUGCGCCCCAGGAUCCAACACCCGGCUUCUCUCACCCUUCACCUCUAGUCGGAGUGAUUAUGGGCUCGGAUUCUGAUCUACCUAUCAUGCGCCAAGCAGCCCAGAUUCUAGAAGAUUUCAAAAUUCCAUUCGAGUUGACUAUUGUCUCUGCACACCGGACGGUAGAUCGGAUGAUGACGUACGCACGGUCUGCAGCGGGCCGAGGGCUGAAAGUAAUCAUCGCUGGAGCUGGUGGUGCCGCACACUUGCCCGGAAUGGUUGCCGCAAUGGCGAGUUUGCCUGUGAUCGGGGUGCCGGUCAAGGGGAGCAGUCUGGACGGAGUGGAUUCAUUGCACAGUAUCGUGCAAAUGCCGCGAGGAGUUCCUGUUGCGACGGUUGCGAUCAACAAUUCUACUAAUGCUGGUCUAUUAGCGGUGAGGAUAUUGGGAACGUCAGACCCACGUAUCCAAGUGUCUAUGGAUGAAUACAUGCAAAAUAUGGAGAAGGAGGUGUUGGGCAAGGUCAAUAGACUAGAACAGAGUGGUUGGAAGGAAUAUAAAAUGCAUUGA